Molecule: messenger RNA, 1978 nt
Organism: Crotalus tigris (Tiger rattlesnake)
Lineage: Eukaryota; Metazoa; Chordata; Lepidosauria; Squamata; Viperidae
Product: C-X-C chemokine receptor type 3-2-like
Exons: 2
Coding region: 713-1804 (363 amino acids)
Biological process (GO): immune response; chemotaxis; G protein-coupled receptor signaling pathway
Cellular component (GO): membrane
Molecular function (GO): chemokine receptor activity
Source: RefSeq, a predicted model, not a curated record
GGCUAUGAAUUCUGGGAGUUGAUGUCCACAGAUUGUAAAGGGCCCAUGAAUUCUGGGAGUUGAAGUCCACUGGUCAUAAAGAGGCCAUAGUUGCCCACUCCUGACCUUGGGGGUAUAUUGAAUUUCAGAAAUGGGUUUGGGGCCACGAUUCUCCAACUGCUCCUUGGCCAAAGCGGCUGAGAAGAAAAACAAGCAACCAGCCCUCGUUGCAGUUAAACUUCCCCAUUGGGAAACCUUUCAUAACGUGAGGGUUUCCUUUUCCCCACCAGAAGAUCUGGUGACUUCCCCACAUUAUUGAGUCCACCCUGGGGAAACGGCAGCACAGAAGGAUAGUCAAGGAUAACCUUUGGAUGCAACAAUGGAACUAAAUCAAUCCACCAAUUACGACGAUGAGGACUAUUAUGAGGUAGGUCAGUUCUCUGUCUCUGGUCCAGUGUUUCUUAACCUUGGCUACUUUCAGCUGUGUGGGCUUCACCUCCCAGAAUUCCCCAGCCAGCCUAGCUGGCUGGGGAAUUCUGGGAGUUGAAGUCCACCUAUCUUGAAGUGGUCCAGGUGGAGGGGAAAAAAAUGCUAGCCUGUUGAGUAGCCAGCGGAUUAGCUGAGCCUGUCCUUUGAAAAGUAGACUUGCAAGCUCAACCCAACUGGAUUGGCCCGUUGGACAUUUGGUGCUGGGAGGUUUGCCGAGAGCGUGGAGAGGGUUGCAUGAUCCACCAUGUCCAGCUUCUACUACUACUUCACAGGCAGGACAGGAGUAUCCAGGCCUGCCAGACCAAGCCUGCUGGGCACGUUGCCCGAGAUCAACCCCAACGCCCAGCCGUGCCUUCCCACCGAAGUGAGCGCCUUCGCUCGCUAUUUUGUGCCCGUGUUCUUCUCCGUGGUGUUCGUGGUGGGGCUGCUGGGCAACAGCUUGGUGCUGGCUAUCUUGGGCCAAAAUCGCCGGUCCUGGCGCUUUGCUGACCACUACCUCUUCCAGCUGGCGGUGGCCGAUUUCCUUCUGGUCUUAACCCUCCCUUUCGAAGCUGCCCAAUUUAUCCACGGCUGGACCUUUGGAGAAUUCCUCUGCAAGCUGACCGAGGGGCUCUCCACCAUGAACGUGGUCACCAACAUCCUUCUCCUGACCUACAUCAGCAUUGAGCGCUACUUCGUGGUGGUCCGGGGGACGUCACCACACUUCUUCUUGAAGCGUUCUCACAUCUACCUCACUUCGGCCUCUUUCUGGGGCAUGGGCAUCGCGUUCGCCAUUGUGGAUCUCCACUUCCGGACAGUCAGCUAUGUUCCGGAAGCCAUGACUCUCGUCUGCCAGCUGGGCUUUGAGGUCCAGGAUGCCAACUCCUGGAAACUGGGGCUACAAGCCAUCUUCUUCCUUCUGGGUUUUUGGUGGCCUGUCCAAGCAAUGGUCUACUGCUACAGUCAGAUUUUCACCAAGCUGCACCAGGCUGGACUUCUGAGCAAGCAUUUGCCUCUCCGUCUCCUGCUGGUCAUCUGGAUCACCUUCAUCGCCUGUUGGUGCCCUUUUCAUUGCUUGAUGCUGGUGGACAUCUUUCAACGUCUGGGCCAUUUGAAGCGGCACUGUGAGUGGGAGAAGGUGUUGGAUUCCGGACUCUUGAUCACCAGGAGUUUAGCCCUCACCCACUGCUGCCUCAAUCCCUUGGUCUACGCUUUUGGAGGGGUGAAGUUCCAGAGGGAAUUUUCCAGAAUCUUCUGUAGGAGAAGCGAAGCCAGGCGCCAUUCGGACAGUGAGGACAUUAGCCAAGUUACUGACUGGAGCACCGAUCAUGGCUUGGAUUAUUCGAUCAUGAUGUGAGCUGCGGGUGGUCCACCCCACGUGCCGGGAACCCUUCACGAAGUCUUCUCCACACCAUUGCCCACCAGAUACAGGUGGUCCCCGACUUUCGACAGCUCAUUUAGUGACUGUUCAAAGUUAUAACGGUGCUGAAAAAAGUAACUUAUGACUGUUUUUCACACGGCCGUUGCAGCA